ACCCGAGCUGCGCUGUUCCUCGCAGGCUCCGAGGCCAGUAAGAUAAUCCGAAGCGCCUCCACACGCGGCGCGCCAUGGCGAGCCGAGCACCAGAGCGCGCCACGCACCCCAUCCACCGCUCGCCUUAAGCUUUCCCCCCGCCUCCUGCACCGGGGAAACCGCUCACUCACUCUCUCGCCAACGCUGCCACCGCCACCUCGUACCGCACGCUCGCAACCUACCGACCGGCCGACCAACGCCGCGACAGCUCUCCGUUCACCGCCGAUGUCCGGCGGCGUGGGCCCGACGGCGGGGGGCGGCAUCAUGCUGCCGUCGAUGGGGCAGCCGCCGCCGCCGCUGCACCCGGAGCCCACCUCGCCGACGGCGCGCCCGCACCACCACUACUACCUCUUCUCCAUCAAGCAGCUCAACACGCUGGGCGCCGCCGCCGUGCUGGCCUUCUCCACCACCGUGCCGCUCUCGGAGAUCGCCUUCGCCGUGCUGCUCCUCCCCUACCUCCUCCUCCUCGCGUCGCUCGCCUUCCCGCAGCGCCCCGGGAAGCCCAACCCGUCCACGCCCGUCUUCCUCGGCCCCGCGCGCCUCCUCCUCGCCGCGCACACCGUGGGCGGCUUCCUCGUCGGCGCCGCGCUCCCGGCGCUCUACAUCCUCGACGGCCUCCGCUCCGGGGACACCACGGGGAUCGCCGCCGCGGCCCCGCACGCGUUCCUGCUCUCCGCGCAGGUCUUCACCGAGGGGCUCACCGCCGCCUUCCCGUGGCGGUUCUCGCUCCCCGUCCGGGCCGCCGUCCCGGUCAUGUACAGCGUCCGCAGGAUGUUCGCGGCCGGGGAGUGGCUCCGGCAGGAGAUGGAGGAGAAGCGCGGCGGCCCCGGCGUGGCGCAGCGGCGCGUGGUGGCCGGGAGGGUGCUCGCGCUGGCCAACAUGGCCUUCUGGGGCGCCAACCUGUUCGCCUUCCUCCUGCCCUUCUACCUGCCCAGGGCGCUCCAGAGGUACUACUGCGACGACGGCGUCGACCGCACGGCGCGCACCAACGGCGAUGGCCACGCCGACGAAGAUAAGAAGGAUUCCUAGAUGAUACGCCGUCGCAGUGUUCCUGUGAUGGCUGCGUACGCCGCGUUGCAUGUUUUAUUACUCCAGUAGUUUGUUGCUUUUCUCCCUUCCCUAAUAUUUUGGCCAUGUAAAAUUUCUCAGUAGUAGUGAUGUCAGCGAAUGCAACUGGUACCAUGUAUGCACAUUUACUUGCGUGCGCACGUACGUUUGUGAUGGGACUCUUGAGUUUGAAUGUUCAGCUGAAAGUUUCCAAA
This is a messenger RNA of Aegilops tauschii subsp. strangulata, 1301 nucleotides long. RefSeq lists its product as uncharacterized. The record is from RefSeq and is a predicted model, not a curated record. Lineage: Eukaryota; Viridiplantae; Streptophyta; Magnoliopsida; Poales; Poaceae.